AUGAAGCUUCUCUUCUGCUUGACCGUUCUUGCCGCCCUUAUCUUCUCCUGUGCCUCUGCUCAGAGUUGCACGGCAUCGCUCAACCAGACGCGCCAGGCCUCGUGGGUCGACUCUGAGCAGUUCCCGCGCUCCCUGUGGACCGUCGAGAUCCGCAACACGGGCCAGCAGGCCGUCACCAACGUGCUCCUCUCCAUCCAGGGCUCCAUCAACCAGAUCUGGGAGGUGGUGCUGGUCAACGACAGCCUCUACCGCCUGCCCGAUUGGCGCCUGCAGGUGGGCGGCAUUCCGGCGGGCCAGAGCCACGUGUUCGGGUUCAUCGUCAACAACAACAGCACGGCGGCGCCCGUGUCGCUGGUGAGCGUCCAGUGCGGCAACGUCACCGUGCCCUCGCCUUCGCCCUCGGCCUCUGCCUCGUCGGUGCCUUCGCCCUCGGCCUCGGCCUCUGCUGCGCCCAGCCCCAGCGCUGGCGCGAGUCCCAGCUCGAGCCCGAGGCCCAGCCCGUCGGGCGGGUGCUCGCUCCUGGCGUCGCAGGUGGCACGCUCAGGCGCCGGCGGGUCGUGGAGCGACAACUCCAAUCGGUUCCAGAUCUAUGACAUCACGCUCAACAACAAUGGCGCCAGCCGCUUGACCCAGGCCUCGCUCACCAUCGCCAUCGCCGCCGACCAGGCCAUCGCCCAGUUCUGGAACCUGGAGCGGGUCGACGCCACCAACACAUUCAACAUCGAGAGCUUCCUGCUGCCGGCGCCGGGCGGGUCGCAGUCGGGCCUGGGCUACGUGCUGCAGACGCCGCUCAACUCCACGUCCGACGGGUCGUCCAUCGGCGCCGUCAACUUCCGCUGCUGA
This is a messenger RNA of Acanthamoeba castellanii str. Neff, 843 nucleotides long. Its product is annotated as carbohydrate binding domain cbm49 protein. Gene Ontology annotation, molecular function: carbohydrate binding; extracellular matrix structural constituent. The transcript has 2 exons. Lineage: Eukaryota; Discosea; Longamoebia; Acanthamoebidae. The coding region runs from base 1 to 843 and encodes 280 amino acids. Gene Ontology annotation, biological process: extracellular matrix organization. Gene Ontology annotation, cellular component: extracellular matrix. The record is from RefSeq and is a predicted model, not a curated record.